AUGUCCUCUUCGUCCUCCGUGGGCAACAUCGCUCCCAACGACGGAUCGUCGUCGCCGCCUGCGUCGGCCAUCGUCGCGCAGGCCAUGUCCGGGUCGCACGUCGUCAAGAUAGACGGCUACUCCCGCACCAAGGGGCUUGGCAAUGGCAAAUACAUCAAGUCCGAGACUUUCACCAUCGGAUGCCAUCCCUGGUGUAUGCGCUACUACCCAGACGGCUGUGUGACUGAAGACGCAGAUUGGAUAUCCAUCUAUCUGCACUAUAGUACUGCUCCAACUAAUGCUGGUGAAGUCAAAGCAGAGUUCAAGAUUAGUUUGCUUGACCAUGACAGGCAACCAGUGGCAUUGUACAGCAGAUGCAGCCAAGGUUUUGGUUACCAGUCGAAAUUUCAAGAUUUCCCAUGCAGCCAGCUACGCACAUUCUCCACGAAAGAUACAGGAUGGGGCUUUGGUCAAUUCAUCAAGAGAAAGGACUUGGAGGAAUCCCCUUACCUUAGGGAUGAUGUUUUCAGCAUCAGGUGCGAUGUCACCGUGUCAAAGGAGAUCUUCACUGAGCCAAUCCCACAGCACGUUGUGGUGCCACCGUCCAACAUGCACCAUCAUCUUGGACAACUACUCUUGGCCGGUGAGGCGGCCGAUGUUACUUUCGAGGUCGGCGAGGAGACAUUCGCUGCGCACAGGUGCAUACUCGCAGCUCGUUCACCGGUCUUCAAGGCGGAGCUCCUUGGCCCUAUGAAGGAGAAGACCGCAACUCGAGUGCUGAUCGACGACAUGGAAGCCAGGGUGUUCAAGGCGUUGCUCCAUUUCAUCUACACCGACUCGUUGCCCGCCAUGGACGAAGGCGGCGCGGCGGAGAUUGCUCAGCAUUUACUGGUGGCGGCUGACAGGUAUGAUAUGGAGAGGCUGAAGCUGAUCUGCGAGGGGAAGCUGUGCGAUCACAUCUGCAAAAGCACGGUGGCGACCACGCUGGCACUGGCUGAGCAGCACGGUUGCGGUGCUCUGAAGAAGGCAUGCUUCAAGUUCCUGAUGUCUCCGGGAAACCUGAAGGUGGUCAUGGAAUCUGAUGGAUAUGAGCACCUGAGGAGCAGUUGCCCGUCUGUUCUGGACGAACUAGUCGCAAAGCUUGCUCCAUGAUCUCUUGGAGUCUAAACUCACUAGACCUGGAUAUUUGUCAUGCUAUUUAUAUUUUCAGAAGUGAUGAUAUCCUAUCCUACUACUGGUAGUCUGUGAAGGACUGUUAAUUCUAUUAAAAUUAAGGUUGCUGACGUUGCUGCAUC
Messenger RNA from Aegilops tauschii subsp. strangulata, 1274 nucleotides. Its product is annotated as BTB/POZ and MATH domain-containing protein 2-like. The record is from RefSeq and is a predicted model, not a curated record. NCBI's taxonomy places the organism in Eukaryota, Viridiplantae, Streptophyta, Magnoliopsida, Poales, Poaceae. Gene Ontology annotation, biological process: protein ubiquitination. Gene Ontology annotation, molecular function: protein binding.